Molecule: messenger RNA, 1430 nt
Organism: Lates calcarifer (barramundi perch)
Lineage: Eukaryota; Metazoa; Chordata; Actinopteri; Centropomidae
Product: ras-related protein Rab-34
Exons: 11
Coding region: 293-1060 (255 amino acids)
Biological process (GO): endocytosis; phagosome-lysosome fusion
Molecular function (GO): GTPase activity; GTP binding
Source: RefSeq, a predicted model, not a curated record
AACAGUGGAGACUCAGCUCAGCCUCAUUUUCCUCAGGAUUUGUUUUCUUGUCAGACUUUGGAUGUCACAUCAUAUCUCCAGACCCAGAACACAUUUCAUUUUGCUACUCUGCGGUUUCAGGAAAUCUUGAGGGACGUUAACUUGUUUUCUUCCCUCAUUUUGUGGAAGACUGGUGAGGGGGAAAAAGCAAAAAAGUUAAGUGUGCGUGCAAGUGUGUGUGUCUUCUUGAAGUGAAUGAAAAGUGUGUUUGCUGUCAGUGAAGGUGGCAGCUUGAAGGCGUGAGUGAAGCAGCAUGUUGCCACCUGUGAAGAAGGACCGGAUCAUUACUCAGCUCCCAAAGUGCUUUAGUCCAAAUGCAGCGCUGCACACCAAAGAUGGCUUCCACCCACAGGUGAAGGCUGUUUGUCAGGUACCAAAGACAGGCACAGUGAGCUUUAAUAUCGCCAAAGUCAUUGUGGUGGGAGAUGUUGCAGUCGGGAAGACGUGUCUGAUCAGCAGGUUCUGUAAGGGUGCGUUUGAUAAGAACUACAAAGCAACCAUAGGGGUGGAUUUUGAGAUGGAGCGUUUUGAGGUGCUCGGUGUGCCCUUCAGUUUACAGCUUUGGGAUACAGCAGGUCAGGAACGGUUCAAGUGCAUCGCCUCCACCUACUACAGAGGAGCACAAGCCAUUAUAGUGGUGUUUGACUUAAGCAGUGUGAGCUCAUUAGCACAUGCCAGGCAGUGGCUAGAAGACGCUAUGAAGGAAAAUGAUCCGUCCAGUGUUUUACUGUUCCUUGUCGGUACCAAGAAGGACCUCAGUUCUCCUGAUCAGUUGGCUCAGAUUGAGCGGGAAGCCAUCAAACUCUCUGAGGAAAUCAAAGCGGAGUACUGGGCUGUGUCCGCUAAGUCAGGAGAUGGUAUCAGGGAUUUCUUCUUCCGUGUGGCCUCUCUGACUUUUGAGGCCAACGUUUUGUCUGAGCUCGAGAAAAGUGGGUCGAGACACGUCGGUGACAUUAUCAGGAUCACAGACAGCACAGAAGCUGACCACAAACCAGCCAAGAGGAAAUCCAACUGCUGCUGAUAAGAGAUGAAGAGAAUGACAAACACCUGGAUACAGUGCACCAACUACACAGCAAAACAAUUCACACUGAACAGGAAGAUUAAACUGAAAUAUGGACUCAGCAUGCUCAGUGUAUCAUGAAUAGUCCCCGUAAGAAAAGCCAUGUCAUGUCAACUAAAUUAUGUUGUAUUUGUGGUGCUCUGCAGAUGGCCUGAUAGGGGAAUGAGUAAAAAAAAUCCAUAUUGUAGGUUUGACAUAAUGAAUUGUAAAUUGAGUCUGUAAACAACAAGAAGUCCAGAGAAUGACAACAGUAGUGUCCUCACAGCAAUGUUUUUUACUGCUGUCCAGAGCUACACAACAAAUAAAGCUUUGUGAUAUGCUUGGUUACGUA